Molecule: messenger RNA, 2508 nt
Organism: Tachyglossus aculeatus (Australian echidna)
Lineage: Eukaryota; Metazoa; Chordata; Mammalia; Monotremata; Tachyglossidae
Gene: OVCH2
Product: ovochymase 2
Exons: 23
Biological process (GO): proteolysis
Molecular function (GO): serine-type endopeptidase activity
Source: RefSeq, a predicted model, not a curated record
AUGAAGGUCUCCAUGAAAUGGUCAUCCUCCAGAGCGGAGCCUCGGGUGAUGGGGGAGGUCCCGCUCACCGCGCCUUUGGGCCCGGCUUUCCCAGGGUCCCUCUGUGGGCAGAGUGCGGCCAGACGCCAGGAGCCGAGUUGGCUCAGCCUCCUCAGUCGAAUCGUCGGUGGAAGCCAGGUGGAGCGAGGCACUCACCCGUGGCAGGUGUCCCUGAAGCGGAGGCAGACUCAUUUCUGUGGCGGGACGAUCAUUUCUGCCCAGUGGGUGGUCACUGCUGCCCACUGUGUCAUGGACAGGUAUCUGCGGACUUACCUGAACGUAACGGCCGGAAAGUACGACCUGUCCCUCGCCGAGCCGGGGGAGCAGACGCUGGCGGUGAAAUCCAUCGUCAAACACCCCAAAUUCAAUCCCAAGAUGCCCAUGAACUAUGACAUCGCUUUGCUCAAGCUGGACGGACACCUCAGGUUUGGGCCGGUGGUUUGGCCAGUCUGCCUUCCAGAACCGGGAGAGACGUUCGCUCCGGGAACGCUGUGCACCACCACUGGCUGGGGCCGCCUGGCAGAGAACGGAGCCCUCCCUCAGCGACUGCAACAGGUCCACCUGCCCAUUCUGCACCAGCGAGACUGCGGGGCGGCCCUGCUGACGCUCAAGAAGCCCGUGAGCGGAGACACUGUGCUCUGCGCUGGGUUCCCUGAUGGAGGGAAGGAUGCCUGCCAGGGGGACUCAGGAGGCGCCCUGCUUUGCAAGAGCAGGCCGGGGGCCUGGACCCUGGCCGGGGUCACGUCGUGGGGAAUGGGGUGCGCUCGCCCCUGGAGAAAUAACUUGAGGAAGAGCUCGAGCCUGAGGGGCUCCCCUGGGCUGUUCACGGACACUAGCAAGGUGCUUUCCUGGAUUCACCAAACCAUCAGUUCUGGCCUGAGCUCUGAACUGAGACCGAAGAGUGCAGCGGUGAGAGUCCGGUGCAGGCAGAGGCCGGACUGGGGGCUUCGGGGCAAUGAGAACCUGCGGACCCUCAUUCACCAGCCAGAUGGUCCCUUUCCUGAGAGGACCAAGGGUGGGUUGGCCGUAGGAACAGCACCCUGCAGCGGGAGAGACGGCCUGCUCUCCGGACCCCAGGGGAGCCUGCGUUUCCCAGGGCCGUCCCGACCCUCCUACCAGGACAACCAGUUGUGUCUCUGGACCGUGCGAGUCCCCUCCGGGAAGCACGUCCUGCUCAGUUUUUCCCACAUGGACACGGAGUUUGAGGAGUUCUGCCGCCACGAUUCCCUGUCCGUUCUGGCACCAGGAGACAGAUUUGUCGGGAAAUUCUGCGGCACGGUUUUCCCGCGGCCCAUUCUGAUCGGCUCCAGUUCUGUCAGGCUGAAGUUUGUCUCCGAUUCCACGGAUUCGGGAACUGGAUUUUCUCUCACCUACAAAGCUGUGGAACCAAGCCGUCUCCUCGGCGACUGGGAGAGCUGGGUGUCGCUCAGCACAACGAAAGAGACGGAUGGGUCCCGAGGAAACCAGGACGCUCUCCUUCCCUCCUUCUCCCGUUCUGGAUGUGGGCCUCUCACCGUCCUUCUUGAGGAAGGAACCCUCCGAAGCGAGCACUCUCCUGGGGCCUCGGGACGCUCGCCCGACUGCCGCUGGAUUAUCCAUGCGCCAGAAGACCACGUCGUGAAGCUUGACUUUCAGAGCUUGGAGGUAGAAGAAAGUGAAGGAUGCUCCCUGGGCUCUCUGGCAAUGUAUGACGAUACAGUGGGAGAGGAGGAAAUAGCUAGGUUGUGUGGUUUCGUCGUGCCGGCGCCCGUGUUCAGCUCUUCCAGCGUGAUGUUGGUCAUCUUCACGCCCGGUGGGAGUCACGGCCACUUCCGGGCCACGAUCUCUUUCAUCCGCAACACCCGGAAAGAUCUCAUCGCCUUGGGGUCGGAGGAUGAGGAGAGGCUCCCUGAAGCGCUGAGCGAGGUGGCGAAUGAAACACAGGUUCCUGCGGAUGGCUGCGGGGCUGCCGCCCACCCUCCCGGGAUUGUCUUCAGCAGGAUCGUGGGAGGGGAAGAGGCACCGCCCGGCUCCUGGCCCUGGCAGGUCAGCCUGCAGAUCGCCACCGAGCCCGUGUGCGGCGGCAGCAUCGUGGGGAGGAGCUGGGUGCUCACCGCCGCUCACUGCCUUCAGGACAGGGAACAUCCCGCUGGUUCGUGGGUCGUGAUUGCUGGAAUCCAUGACCUGAGUCAGCGAGGGCACCGUCAGCACAUUGUCACAUCAGGCCCCCGUGGUGGAGAGAAGACCAGCCAACUGCAGCAGGUGCAGGUGCCCAUCCUUGCCCGUGGCACCUGCUGGGAAUAUUACCGCAACCUUUCAGCAGAGCUUUCCCGGCACAUGCUCUGUGCCGGAUCCCCCGUCCAGGGAGGCAAGGAUUCCUGCACAGGGGACUCCGGGGGUCCGCUCGUGUGCCUCCUCGACGACUCGGGGCUCUACGCCGUCUUCGGGAUAACCAGCUGGGGCUUUGGCUGUGGAAACUCUCGCUCUCCG